UUCGGCUCCUCCUUUUAGCGCCGUGACGAGCAACAUCACCAUUUAAUUGCUAAUAGUGUUAUGAAUCCGUUUUUUUUAUUUUCUCGGUCGUCAUUGUCCAACUUGUUUUCUUUGCAGUGGUUUGAGCAAUACGUAAACUCGAUCUUUGGUUCAAUUAAUUGCAUCACCUUGUCAUUGCCCAGGUUGCUAGGUCACUGUCACUGUCGACUCCACCACAAGCUCAGGACAGACCUGAGAGCCCUGAAGCGGGCGGCGUUACCGACAUUGCUACCAGACCAAAACCCCUAAACUGGCGCCGUCCUCAGGCCAUAGGACUGACUCCCUUUCAACGGCUAUCCAACGGGAACGGCGACUGCCGUAUUUGUUUGCUAGAUUGACGUACACUGCAUUAUUGACACAGUCUGUGUGCGAAAAGCGUCAUCGAGUAAUCACAUCCCUCCAAGAUAGACGCGGCACCAAACCACGGCUACAGCGCUUCGGUCGGGCGCCACAGGCGAAAUCGUAAAAAAAAAAAAAAAAAAAAAAAAGAUUAGUCAAAAACCACAUUUUCCGUGUUGUUUUUGCACCAAAAGGCCACGACUCGCUCGAACGAAGCUAUCCCAUCGAUUGCGUCAACCAUGUCAGCCACGCUUGGCGCUAGGGCGCCACCCUUCGAUUCUCCCGCGCCGCUGCACAACGCAAGCGUCCAGCAAGAUUUGGAUGAGCGGUUCCGUCAGGGACAAAGCCCCGCGGGGAUGUCGAGAGCUCUUAGUAGCGCCAGCAGCAAUUACAACACAUCUGCGCAACAUCAAGCCCCCAGCGGAUACUUUCCGAUAUACCCUGAUGAUCAGCAGCAGCUCCAGCAGCAAUAUCAGGAUCCGGUCGACCACACCCAACAAGCACAGCUACAGCACCAGCAGGACCUAUCAUAUCAAGAACAAGACCCGGCUUUGCUCAACACCAAGGCCGACAACGCUGUAGCGGGUCUGUCGCCCUACGACAGCGUCACAUCCCCGUUGCAUCGUGCCCCUAAAUUUACCGAAGAGUGGGACGCCUCGCGGAGGGGGAGUUCCAUCGUAGACGGACACAUGCCUCACGCCAGCAGCACGAUGCAGCGGUCCAACUCGUACGCCGGGUCCUCGGUCGCGGACCGGCCGGAGAGCCAGCAGCUCUCGCGCGGCAACACGCUCAAGAAGAAGGCAUCUCUCAAGCGCGGUGGAAGCCUGAAGCGCAGCGGCAGCCGCAGGAGCAUGAAGGCCGGUAGUGUGCGCAGUCUGGCCCUGCAGUCGAACGGGCCUACAGAGGAUCAAGAGAGCCCAUUCUGGUGCCCUGUCGCGACACAUGGGAACCCUACCGAAGUGCUCGCAAACCGUUUCCAGGCAUGGCGCAAGAUUCUGAAGGACCUCAUUACAUAUUUUCGAGAGAUCCAGAAUCACUAUGAGCACCGUUCGAAAUCCCUGAUUAAACUAGGUAACGUACUCAACAACACAUCGAUGCCGCCAGGAUUUCUUCCCAGCGGCGGCCUCGACGACGCCAUCGAUAUCUUGAAGGGUCACAACAAGAAGGCCAUUGAAGAAGCCAACAGGGCUCGUGAGAUAGAAGAAGACGUUAUUCUGGCGCUCAUCGGCCUGCGAAGUGACCUCCAGCAGAAGAUCAAAGAAAUCAAGAACCUUGCGGGCGACUUCAAGAACACCGUCGACAAGGAGACGGAGGCUACUAGAAAGGCCGUGAAGCAGCUCAACGAGGUCUUGGGCCAGGCCGAGGCCGAUCCGUCGCUUACUACGGGCAAGCAGGAUCCUUACCUGUUACGCCUGGCGGUGGAUCGGCAAAUUGAGAGGCAGAUCGAGGAGGAGAAUUACCUGCAUAGGGCUUAUUUGAACAUUGAGAGAUCUGGGCGCGAUCUCGAGUCGAUCGUCGUUGGUGAGGUUCAAAAGGCGUACAACGCAUACGCCGGAAUCCUGAAAAGGGAGGCCGAGACAGCCCAGGAUGCGGUCGGUGAGUUGCGAGCCGGGCCAAUUUCGAUGCCCAAGGACAACGAGUGGGAGCAUUUUGUAUCCAAAGACGAAAGAUUUGUGAACCCCAACAUGCCACUACGAAGUCCCGAACGAAUCCAUUACCGAGGACAGGAUGCUCUGGCUUGCCAGGAAAUCAGGGCCGGGCUACUUGAGCGCAAGAGCAAGUAUCUGAAGAGCUAUACCGCUGGAUGGUACGUGCUGUCGCCGACGCAUCUUCAUGAGUUCAAGUCGGCCGAUAAGACGCAGGCACCGGUCAUGUCCCUGUUCCUCCCGGAGCAGAAGCUUGGCUCGCACUCGACCGAAGGGGCUUCAUCGAACAAGUUUAUCAUUAAGGGACGGCAGACCGGUUCGAUGCACCGAGGCCAUACUUGGGUCUUCCGAGCUGAGAGUCACGACACGAUGAUGGCAUGGUACAUGGACAUCAAGCUGCUCACCGAGAGCUCGCCCGAGGAGCAGAGCAAUUUCGUACGCAAGCACUCGCGCAGUUACAGCAGAUCAUCGCAGCACUCGGCCAGCAGCGACGGCAUGGUUGAUGAAGAUGACGACGAGCCCUUUGCUCCGGACUCGGCUGCGAUCAGCCGCGGUACUCCGAGUCAGGACGUCCUGCCUAGGCGUCCUUCACCAGGUGGGCGAUUCCCAUCCGACUUGACGAUAAACGCGGAACGGGGCUUACAGGUCCCCCAAUCGCCCGCCAGUGUGAACUCGGGUGUUUUCCAAGUAGGGAACCGCGAAGGUGAUGGCUACGGUUAUCUUGCGGCGAAUGGCGGGAGCGGCAGUUUGAGCCGUAGUGGUAGCCAAAGGAACGGUCAUAGAUUUCCUGCCCCCGUGGCGACCGACAUGGGCCAGUACAAUGAUCGCGACCUAGGAUAUGGCAGUACAGCUCGAAGCCCCAUGAACCAGGUACCUUCGAACGCCGCAAGAGUUGCCCAGGAGGCGCGUGAGGAUGGCGUUAAUCCUUACACUAGUGAGCCGAUUUCCCAGUACGAUAAUGGCUAUGCAGAUCAUGCAAAUGGCCAAACAUAUGGCAUGGUACAAUCAGAUGCUACAGAAAUACCUCGCAGGUCGAGCAAGAGGGAAGCUAGGGGAUUUUCCACCGAUGACCACGAUGGCACAUUCUCGCAGCCAGUUGCCGAGAACUCCGGCGUAGCUGUUCCGACGCACUUGUCUCAAUCCACAGCCGCUGGAGUCUCAUCAGACAGAACAAGUAGCGAACUCGACGGCGAGUCAGCCAUCUCUAGGGGUCGCAGUCCUGCACCGGGCGUGACAGCUACGGGAAAUGGGCAUGCGGGUUUGGGAGAUGACACGAACGGCCGUCCCGUGUCUGGCACGAUGCGGACUGACAGCCAGCCAACCAUCUCGAACCUCCACAUUCCUGGAGAGUAUCCCAAGACUCCUAAGACGAUGUUUCCGUUCCGAUGAACACUGGUGAACGUGGUAUUUUUAGGACAUUUCAAGCUUGCUAGAGCUUUUCUAACCUAUUUCUCUAUCCUCUUGUUUGGUUUAUCCUAUUCCCCAAUACCGUGCCCUCUCUUGAUUUGUUUUCAUUCACAUGUUUCCCCGAAAUCGGGUAUGAAGCGUUCAUUCUCUGCACGUCAUUUUAUCUUUCUUCUACAGCUAGCCCUGCCGGUUAACCGCAGCAAUGAAUCAGAUUGUUUUGGGUGGACAUUCUUGAAGUUUUCCUUUGUUAGGCCGAGAACGUGGAUGCCGUGGUGAGGCAGGCCUUGUUGAGACUGCAGCAUGUUAUUGAUAGUAUACAUCAAUGUUGAAACACUGGUUUCCGCUAUUUUAGUGCAAUAUACUUGUCAAAAAUUUGUCAAAAAGUAGAUCAG
Pyricularia oryzae 70-15 is the source of this 3823-nucleotide messenger RNA. RefSeq names its product PH domain-containing protein. The record is from RefSeq and is a predicted model, not a curated record. The transcript is spliced from 5 exons. The coding region runs from base 618 to 3413 and encodes 931 amino acids. NCBI's taxonomy places the organism in Eukaryota, Fungi, Ascomycota, Sordariomycetes, Magnaporthales, Pyriculariaceae.